UGAUAUUUUUAUAUGUAUUUGUGUGUGUGUGUAAAUAUAUACAUAUAUAAACAAAUGAAUAGAUAUCUAUGAAUUUAUAUACAUAUCACUGUGAACCAACAGAAGCAGGAAGAAAACUCGACCAUCGGGGCUGGUCUCUGAUUCCGAGAUCAUACACACUAUUUUUAGCAUUAUUUUUUGCAUCUUUUGCAUCGGCCGGAGGAAGACUACCAAUCUUUUUUCUAUUUUUCAUCUCCCUGUUGCUACCUCCUCAUCUCUUUUUCUGGAUCAGGAGGAACAAAGAGGAGGAUAACAGGGUUUGUUAAGAUUCCUGGCAUUUGUGCUACCGUGAGCCGAGUGGCACUGCACGCGGUAUUUGAUCUGAGCAGGCGGCAGCAGCAGCAGCAGCAGUGAGACAGAAAGAGACAGAGAGCGCAGCACCGUGUGAACUAGCCAGCAUGCACAAACAUCAUCACUGCUGCAAGUGCCCAGAAUGCUAUGAAGUGACCCGCAUGGCCGCUCUGCGCAGGAUGGAUGCCCCGGCAUAUGGAGACUGGCAGCCCGAACCCUAUGGAUACCCAGCCGGCUAUGGGGGCGGCCAGACCUUACCACCCCAAACCUCGGGCGGAGGAGGGGGAAUGAGUGGAGGGGGCACUUUGGGGAGAAGUAAAGGGAAAAUGAUGUCAGCUGGGGGUCCUGGAGGCCCCAACCCCAAGAGCCAAUCCAAGGGCGCCCCCAAGGUGAAUGGUAACAACUCAGGAGGGCAAGGAGGAUGGUGGCCCGAGUGCACCUGUUCCAACCGGGACUGGUACGACCAGGCAAACCCUCCCCCCAUCAUUGUGAACGCAGACUCACUGGAUGCAGGCCCUUAUGUGAACGGGAGUGAUGGCAUGUACAAAUAUGAAGAAAUCAUUCUGGAGAGGGGCAACUCUGGUCUUGGGUUCAGCAUUGCUGGAGGUGUGGAUAAUCCACACAUUCCUGAUGAUCCAGGAAUCUUCAUCACAAAGAUCAUCCCAGGAGGUGCCGCUGCCAUGGAUGGGAGACUAGGGGUAAAUGAUUGUGUUCUGCGCGUGAAUGACGUGGACGUGUCAGAGGUUGUGCACAGCAAGGCAGUGGAGGCUUUGAAGGAGGCCGGCCCAGUGGUCAGGUUGCUGGUACGCAGAAGACAGGCUCCUCCGGAGACCAUUUUGGAGGUCAACCUACUCAAAGGGCCUAAAGGUCUUGGCUUCAGUAUUGCUGGAGGUAUAGGCAACCAGCACAUCCCGGGUGACAACAGUAUCUACAUCACAAAGAUAAUCGAGGGUGGGGCGGCACAGAAAGAUGGACGUCUGCAGACAGGCGAUCGCCUACUAGCUGUGAAUAACAUUAUACUUCAGGAUGUACGUCAUGAGGAGGCUGUGGCCGCCCUGAAGAAUACUUCAGACAUGGUCUAUCUGAAAGUGGCCAAGCCGGGACCAGUGCAUCUCAACGACAUGUACGCCCCACCAGACUACUCAAGCAGCCUCGGCCUCCCUCCAGCCUUUCCCACCAUGGUGGACAACCACGUUGGACACAACUCCAGCAUGGCUUACAUGGGAGCCAUGGAGCCUAAACCAGUGUACCAGCCACCCCAGGUCACCCCCUCGAGGUACUCGCCAGUCCCACGGCACAUGCUGGGGGAGGAGGACUUCACCAGGGGCGAGCCCAUUUACAGUGCCAUCCACAAACCUCAUGGGGACACCAGCCCUCCCUCCCCCCAUCUGUGCAGCAGGGGGUCUGGGGAUGUGGGUUGCAGCCCCGCCCCACCUGCUCUGUGUCAAAGCCUGGUCCCGUACACCGGCAGGGAGCCGCGGAAGAUCCUACUGCACAAGGGUUCCACAGGUUUGGGAUUCAACAUUGUGGGCGGGGAGGAUGGAGAGGGCAUCUUCGUGUCUUUCAUCUUGGCAGGAGGGCCAGCCGACCUGAGUGGAGAGCUGAGGAGAGGAGACCGCAUCCUGUCGGUGAAUGGUGUAAACCUGCGCAAUGCUACCCAUGAGCAGGCUGCUGCUGCACUGAAAAGGGCUGGACAGACGGUGACCAUCAUUGCCCAGUACAGACCAGAAGAAUACAGUCGUUUUGAGUCCAAGAUCCACGACUUGAGGGAGCAAAUGAUGAACAGCAGCAUGAGCUCUGGCUCUGGCUCCCUCCGCACCAGUGAGAAACGUUCCCUCUACGUCAGGGCUCUUUUUGACUACGACAGGACCAGGGACAGUUGCCUCCCUAGCCAGGGCCUGAGUUUCUCCUAUGGGGACAUCCUGCAUGUCAUCAAUGCCUCCGAUGAUGAGUGGUGGCAGGCACGGCUGGUUACACCCCAUGGGGAGAGUGAGCAAAUUGGGGUCAUACCAAGCAAGAAAAGGGUGGAAAAGAAAGAACGUGCACGAUUAAAAACAGUCAAGUUCCAUGCAAGGACGGGCAUGAUUGAGUCCAACAGGGAGAUGUUUGGCAGAAUGAACGACACAAGGCCAGUCAAAGUGAAACGCAAAAAAAGCUUCAACCUAUCACGCAAGUUCCCGUUUUACAAGAGCAAGGAGAAUAUAGUGCAGGAGUUGGUGGAGACCGAACAGUGCUUGACAUCCAACACGAGUGACAGCGAAAGCAGCUCAAAGGGUCAGGAAGACACAAUUCUAUCGUAUGAGCCAGUGAUUCGACAAGAGAUCCAUUACACAAGGCCUGUGAUUAUCCUUGGUCCAAUGAAGGACAGAGUAAACGAUGACUUGAUCUCGGAGUUUCCUCACAAGUUUGGAUCCUGUGUUCCACAUACAACUCGUCCUCGGCGAGAGAAUGAGAUGGACGGACAGGACUACCACUUCGUGGCUUCAAGGGAGCAAAUGGAGAAAGACAUUCAGGACAACAAAUUUAUAGAGGCCGGCCAGUUCAAUGAGAAUCUGUACGGAACAAGCAUCCUGUCUGUCCGGGCAGUGGCUGAAAGGGGGAAACACUGUAUCCUGGAUGUGUCUGGGAACGCCAUAAAGCGACUGCAGCAAGCACAGCUCUAUCCAAUCGCCAUUUUCAUCAAGCCAAAAUCUGUGGAGGCACUAAUGGAAAUGAAUAAGAGGCAGACAUAUGAGCAAGCCAAUAAAGUCUUUGAUAAGGCAGUGAAGCUUGAACAAGAGUUUGGAGAGUUUUUCACAGCCAUAGUCCAGGGUGACUCGCUAGACGAGAUCUAUAAUAAAAUCAAGCUGAUCAUAGAGGAGCAGUCAGGCCCUUACAUCUGGAUCCCAUCCGCAGAGAAGCUCUGAGCUCGCUGACUCCAUGGAGCCCUCCGCCUGACCCCCCUAAACCCACUUCCACCUGACACCUUUCCUUCCCUUUCACGGAUAUGUUUCAUAUCAAGUUUUAGUGUCAUCAUUAUGUUACCCUCAAAUGAAAAACGUCUUAUCACCAUUACUGUGACAGUGCACACCCCUGCAUGAGUUUCUCAGCAAUUCCAUUCAAGAUUGGAAAUGCCAUUCCUAAAGAAAAUUUUUUGUCAUGUAAAACAAAAAAGGGAAACCUGAGCGAAUCCUUUCAUGGCUUUCGGAUGGACUUGAUUAUGAUGAUGAGAAUGUCUUAAAGUGAGAACGGGGAGUCGGAGAUGGUGACACGAGUGGAAACCUUGUAUAUGUUCAUUCGGUUUCAUUGAAAAAGACAUUCGCGGAUGCUGUGCGAGGUUUUCUACAAGGACUAGAUACAGGUCAAGCCUGCUGAUGGUACCGUCACUGCUCAUAUUUCUAAGCGGAGAGACUUCAAAACUGACGGUGAUCUUCAGUACUCACAAAACCGCUCGCUUUAUUCGAUUGGCUGCCUGGCCACACCGAUUUGUAUGGCGACGCGGUCGGUCGGAGACGGAGCAAAAUGGAAAACGGGGUUCGAGUCUAUACAUUUAUAUUACUGACAUCACAUGGAAAAAAUCCUAUGGAGAGAUUUUAUUACAUAAUAUGAAAUGAUACGGUACACAUUUUACACUUCACUUGAUUUGUCUACUUGGAGGGCUGUUAGAUUUAAUUUACUUGUCUUUGGGUUUUUGUGUUCUUUCUUUCUUGUGGUUUUAGCUGCUUUGUAUUAAAGAUGGGGGUAGAGAGGUGUAACUGGGCUCUCUGCAGAGCACCAAACUGCCUUACGAUGAAUAAACGCUUCUGGAAAAUUCCUGUCAAUCGCGGUGGGGAAUGACACCAUUCAACCGAUCAGUGCUUAGCAGGAGACUCGAUGAUUUUAGUUUCCCAUCAUCCUAUUGGAGGCCUAACUUGUGAGUGCAAUAGACUUAAGUGUCUUACCUCUGUGAAAUCCUUUUUUUUUUUUUUUUUGCGAAUCUUUUUUGUCUUAAGCGAAAUCCAAUUUUGGCCGCCAUUGGAGUUGUUGAAAAGCAGACAGCCCACUUGCACUUCCUCUGCCUUCCAUGACUAUACUCUUCAGACUGAACGGUAACAAGGUACUGUCCUGUUAGCUGCCCUGGAUCGCAGCCUUAAAACGGGUAGAAUCAAGACAAUAAUUGUAUUGGAUGUCCUUCUUGAUAUUAAAGCAUUAGUGGAGCCUGAAAUUGACCGUUUUCCCCAGAACUCGACGAUGGUUUAAUUAAAUCUGUUCUUUGCUAUGA
Molecule: messenger RNA, 4570 nt
Organism: Pimephales promelas (fathead minnow)
Lineage: Eukaryota; Metazoa; Chordata; Actinopteri; Cypriniformes; Leuciscidae
Gene: dlg3
Product: discs large MAGUK scaffold protein 3
Biological process (GO): receptor clustering; regulation of postsynaptic membrane neurotransmitter receptor levels; chemical synaptic transmission
Cellular component (GO): postsynaptic density membrane; basolateral plasma membrane; neuron projection
Molecular function (GO): ionotropic glutamate receptor binding; protein kinase binding
Source: RefSeq, a predicted model, not a curated record